CUCCAGCCUGCCAGGGGGCCAGCCUUGUUAUGAUAACUACAUGUCUAAUGUAUGUGUAUUAACACUACAUAUAGCUGGGGAGUGGUGUAUUGGAUGUAGUGGUUGGGACGUUCAGCUGCUCCCUGUCGGCUGCUUCAUGUAAAACAUACCAACGAGGAAGAAAAGGGGGAAAAGGAAGCGGAGUGUGUCAGGGUUGUUCAUGUUGCUCGGAGGAGGAAGUGGUAUGCAGCUCAGGCGGGGCUGUUCCUCCCUCUGUCCCGCAGCUAUCAGGCAGUCUCCUCUGUUUAUAUGUACACAGACAACGUAGGCUCAUCCGAGGCUCGUAUUGUGGAAGUAUCUCUCCCCGGUUAUGCCCCAACGGCUCAGCUGAACACGGUUAACGGCUGACUAACGGCUGACUAACGGCGGACGAUGGCUUCGGUGCGGAUGGUCGCCAAAGUUACGGCGAGACUUUUGGGAAGUAUUCAGCCUCUCCACUGCUGCGGACUGAAAAACACCCGUCCGGUUACGUUUCUACAGCAGGUUCAACAGAGGCCAUCUCUGCUUGGAAAUUGUCCAGCUCCUUUCUACAGCACCCUCGCACCCUCCAGUGACGUGUCUUUGAGGUACAAAUAUGGCCGUUUGGUUCUGGAGGUCCCGUUGCCCUCCAGGAAUGAGAAGUGUCUGUUCUUCCUCAGACCCAUGCUGAUGAGCGUGGGAGACCUGAUCGCAGAUCUGCAGAGAGAGGACUCCGGAGCCACGACCUCCAUUUUCUCCAAGGAUGGAGAGCCUGUAGCCAACACCACGCUGAUAGACGCCCUGCUGGACAAGGACUUCCAGCUCGUCAUCAAUGAUUCCGUUUAUAAUGUCUGCGCUCCUGAAAAGGUGUGCACCAGUGAGGAUGCCAUGGAGCUGGAGGAUAUGAAGCAUGUUGUGCAUCUGCUGCACACGGCGCUCCACCUGCCCGAACACCACCUGCUGAAAGAGAGGCAGCUGCUGGAGAGACUGGACAACCUCAAACAGGAGCUGUCACCUCUGGAGAAGAUGAAAGCCCAGCUGGCCCGUACAGCAGAUUUCCACAGCUCCAGGAUCGUCUGGACCGGCAUGGCUUUGUUAUCCGUGCAGGGCGGCGCUCUGGCCUGGCUCACGUGGUGGGUCUAUUCAUGGGACGUCAUUGAGCCGGUCACUUACUUCAUCACCUACGCCACCAGCAUUGGAGCCUUCGCCUAUUAUGUCCUUACCAGACAGGAUUACCUAUACCCAGACGCUAAAGACAGACAGUUCCUGAAUUAUUUCCAUAAGGCGGCCAGCAAGAAGAAAUUCAACGUGGAAAAAUACAAUGAACUGAGGGAUGAGCUGGCGGAGGUGGAGGAGGACCUGAAACGUCUGAGAUAUCCGACUGAAUAUCAGCUACCGCUUGAACAGCUCCAGCCAAAGCCAUGAACGAAGCAAUGCCAUGAAUAAUGAUCACUCACACUUAAAACACUCCAGAGCAAAAACAAGUUUUCUGCUUUAUUUUGAUAAUGGUGCCUUUUUACCAGGAAUCCAUGUCAUUCUGUGUUUGGUUUACAGUCUUGAUAAUGAUGCCAAUUAUGUCUUUAAGAAAUGUACAAAACACUGAGGACUAUUGAAAUAAAAAGUAUUUCCCGAACAUCGGGAGAAUCUCC
This is a messenger RNA of Sebastes umbrosus (honeycomb rockfish), 1646 nucleotides long. Its product is annotated as calcium uniporter protein, mitochondrial-like. The transcript has 8 exons. Gene Ontology annotation, cellular component: uniplex complex; mitochondrial inner membrane. The record is from RefSeq and is a predicted model, not a curated record. Lineage: Eukaryota; Metazoa; Chordata; Actinopteri; Perciformes; Sebastidae. Gene Ontology annotation, molecular function: calcium channel inhibitor activity. Gene Ontology annotation, biological process: calcium import into the mitochondrion; mitochondrial calcium ion homeostasis. The coding region runs from base 412 to 1422 and encodes 336 amino acids.